Morus notabilis is the source of this 1357-nucleotide messenger RNA. RefSeq names its product pectinesterase inhibitor 7. Gene Ontology annotation, molecular function: enzyme inhibitor activity. The coding region runs from base 53 to 703 and encodes 216 amino acids. Gene Ontology annotation, biological process: negative regulation of catalytic activity. NCBI's taxonomy places the organism in Eukaryota, Viridiplantae, Streptophyta, Magnoliopsida, Rosales, Moraceae. The transcript has a single exon. The record is from RefSeq and is a predicted model, not a curated record.
CACAAAAAGAGAGACUAAAAAAAAGCCCAAAACAAAACAAAACAAAGCGCAAAUGGAAAAAACCAAACUCCCAACUUCUCUUCACUUCUUCUACACAUUACUCUUCUUGAUAAUCUUCUCCGUCCUCAAGCCAAUCCCAGCCGUAGGAUACGCCGACCCGGGCUCCAGCACCAACGGCACAGAUUUCAUCCGCACGAGCUGCGUAACCACCCUAUACCCGGACGUGUGCUUCACCGCCCUCUCCCGCUACGCGGCGGCGGUGCAGCGGAACCCGGAGCAGCUGGCGCGCGUGGCCAUCUCCGUCAGCCUAGCCAAGGUAAAACACGUGGCUGCCUACGUGUCGAACGUCUCCCGCCAAGCCGACUACGGUGCCAACCCCCGGGCCGCCGCAGCCCUCCACGACUGCUUCUCCAACUUCGGCGACGCCGUCGACGAGAUCCGCGGCUCGCUCCGCCAGAUGCGCCACCUCAACGUCGGAGGCACUGGAGCCGGCGGCGGGGAGUCUUUCCGGUUCCAGAUGAGCAACGUCCAGACGUGGAUGAGCGCCGCCCUCACCGACCAGGAGACCUGUACGGACGGCUUUCAGGAUGUCGCCGACGGGCCGUUGAAGAAAGAGGUCUGUGACCGGGCGACGGAGGUUAAGAAGCACACCAGCAAUGCGCUCGCACUCGUCAACAGUUACGCCGAGAAGUCCGUCCCCUGAUGGUUUUCAUCUUCUCUCCACCGUCUGAUCAAUAAUCAUAAUUUGUGAUUUUUGUGAUAGUGAUCAAUCGAGUCGUUCAAUUGGACAGGUAUAGAGAGAUUGCGUUUCGUAUGAUACAGUUAUCGCUUCACAAUAUAUCUAUACGUAUUUGUAGGAGUAAGUUAAAAUAGUAUUAUAUUAGUGAGAGACAGAAAGACAGAGAGUUUUUGUUGUUUCGUGUUUGUGGAUGAGAGUUUGGUCUAUGUGGUAGUUAAAUGAGUUACUAUUAAUGUUGUAUAUUACUUAUUUACUUUGAUCUUCAGUGCAUUUUGUUUUUUGUUUUUGUUUUUGUUUGUUUUAGUUUUUUUUGGUGUUUUCCUUCUUUCCGCACGAAGAAGAUGAGACAUAUUGUUGGUUUUUGUAUUUGAAUCCGAGUCGACUCGGUUCCAACUUCCACCCUGGGUUAAAAAUACCGAGUUCCAACUGGGUCUCUCUUUCCUUUUUCUUUUUGUUUCCCCUUUUUCUUUUAAGUUUUUUCCCGUGAGAUUUACAAUUAGCUUGCGAAAUAAGCAUGGCAAUAAUUUGUACACGGCCAAUCAUAGAAUAGUUUUUCUUCACACAAAAGAAAAAACAAGAAUCAUAAGGUAGUUUUUUUUUUGUAAUUUCCUAAUUAAU